AUGCCACCAGAAAAGAAAUACAUUCGACCAACAAAUUCGGAACCGCCCAAUACCCAGGAUGACAGCGCCUCAGUUGUUAGCGAGACCAGUACCAUACACCGUGCUGGUCGUCAAUCUUGGAGGGAUCGGACGCGACUACGUAGGCCCGAGACGCCACCACAUCUACCAACGAUGGCGCAGUUGCCAACUGUACGACCCGCAGUCCUGGCCACCUCCCGCAAAGGCUUGCUGCUACAGCAGGCCGAGAUUGUGAGGGGACUUGCGGCACUUGGGACGGACCCCAGGGUACACCAGGAUCCUGAUGACACUUUGGGGGGGUGUCGAGGGACAUGGGGCGUCGAUGUCUCCCUAGGACAGGGUACUCGUCGGGGAACUACGGCUAACUACGCCGUAGUGAUAGGUCGAGUGUCCGUCUCAGUGGUUCGAGUGGAGGUUGGUGAUGGUGAAAGGAAGGUCGAUGAUGGUGAAAGGAGGGUUGGUGAUGGCGGUUGUCAGGGAUGUUACGAUGUAAAUGAUACUUGGAGUUUAUGUCUGAUAGGCAUGAGAGCAGAGGGGAAAUGGUGGUGGAAACCGGUCAAUUGGUUGAACAAGGAUCAACAGGUGACGAAAGGUGAAGAUGAGCUGCAAGGAUGUCCUCAGAAGUGGAGUGCAGGAUGGCGGCAGCAACCUGUGCAUCUCGUUCGUUCCAGGUUUUGA
Molecule: messenger RNA, 696 nt
Organism: Tremella mesenterica DSM 1558
Lineage: Eukaryota; Fungi; Basidiomycota; Tremellomycetes; Tremellales; Tremellaceae
Exons: 5
Coding region: 1-696 (231 amino acids)
Source: RefSeq, a predicted model, not a curated record